CAUGUUUGACAUUAUAGAUUCUGAAAAAUGUUUCUCUCAAGACAUUUCGCCCUACCGUUUAGUAACUGGAGAAUUCGAUGUAUGUGAACCAUAUUUUACUGCUAAAAAACCAACAGCAGAGCCAACAAAAAAGCGGAAAAAAGCAAACACACCGAGCAUUUGCGACAUUGAAACACAAAAGAGACAUGAGGAGUUACGACCACACUUGAUCACUUGUUUGGAGGAUUUGCUCAAAGUGUGGUACUUUACAGAAAUUAAACAACCUCGAACAGUAAAGACUGUGGAGGUGGAAACAAUCGAUUUUCCAAGCAUGCAAGCCAUGGUCGAAAAAGCACGCAUAAAAUUCUGCUCUGAUGAGGAUGCUGAUGAAUUUGAACUGACUGGUCCAGUAACAACGGAGAUAGACUUAUUUGGAGUGUUUAAUCUUAUUUGCAUCAAUAACCAGCCUAUAUUAAAUAUGUUAAGAAUAACUCCUGAUUGUCAAUACAUUAUUCCGCCAAAGUCUAGUUUUUUAAUGGGCUCAAUAGCAAAUACCGCUGCACAGCUGGGUAAUUAUGUUGAAAAAAUAGGAGGAGCAGAUAUCAUAGUGAUGGACCCUCCAUGGCCUAAUAAGAGUGUAUCAAGAUCAUCAGAGUACGGUACUCAAGAUAUCUACGAUUUGUAUACUAUCCCAAUUUCUCAGAUGAUUUCAUCCAAGGAUUCGAUUGUGGCAAUAUGGGUCACAAAUAAACCGAAAUUUAGAAAUUUCAUCAUCAACAAACUAUUCCCUUCAUGGAAACUAGAAUGUGUUGCCGAAUGGGUUUGGCUUAAGGUCACAACGCAGGCUGAGUGCAUCUUUCCCAUCGACUCAAUGCAUAAGAAGCCAUACGAACAAUUAAUUAUAGGGCGGCCAAUUAAAAAGCGUGAAUCAUCCCUUCCAAAAAUUCAUACUAUAGUAAGUGUUCCAAGUGUGCGACAUUCCAGAAAACCGCCUCUUCAAGAUAUUUUGUUGCCUUACUUGGACAAAACUGAUCCUGUAUGUGUCGAAUUAUUUGCUCGUUGUCUUAUUCCUGGAUGGAUAAGUUGGGGUAAUGAGUGUUUAAAGUUUCAACAUUUAAACUAUUUCGAGAAGCAAGAAGCUUCAUCUUAAUUUGUUUAAAGAGCUUUUAAUAGACAUUUGAUAAGAAAAGCACACAUCAGAUAUGCACUUUUAAAUAAACAAUAUUAAUAUGUUGUUUACAUCCACA
Messenger RNA from Mucor mucedo, 1226 nucleotides. RefSeq names its product MT-A70-domain-containing protein. Lineage: Eukaryota; Fungi; Mucoromycota; Mucoromycetes; Mucorales; Mucoraceae. Gene Ontology annotation, cellular component: nucleus; RNA N6-methyladenosine methyltransferase complex. The record is from RefSeq and is a predicted model, not a curated record. The annotation marks the transcript as partial. The transcript is spliced from 4 exons. Gene Ontology annotation, molecular function: methyltransferase activity.